Molecule: messenger RNA, 1707 nt
Organism: Gadus morhua (Atlantic cod)
Lineage: Eukaryota; Metazoa; Chordata; Actinopteri; Gadiformes; Gadidae
Product: C-type mannose receptor 2
Exons: 4
Source: RefSeq, a predicted model, not a curated record
CAUGUGUUUUACCUGUGUUCCUAUUUUACUUGUGUUUGGCAUGCAUUUGUUUUACUGGUUUCCCUGUAUUUCACCGGUGGUCACCGUAUUGUGCCGUGUGUUCUACCUGAUUGCCAGUGCGGUAACCUGUGUUCAACUGUGUUCCCAGGUGUCUGUUCAGCCCUUCAUCAAUACUAUUUUGUCGAUAAGAGCCUGACCUGGAGCGAUGCCCAGAGCCACUGCAGGCAGUACGGUGGUGAUCUGGCCACCGUACACGGCCCGGAGAACCAGACGAGGUUGGUGGAAUUAGGUCGCAAGUACAACUCCCAUCUCUGGAUAGGGCUGUACGACGAUGUCGAAUCCUGGACAUGGUCGCUGUCGGAGAACGCUAAUUAUAGCGGCGGGGAGGUGGAGCCUUGGAGCUGGCCCUGGAGGGGACACGAGCCAAACAACGUUAAUGGCAGGGAAGGAUGCGUCGCAAUAAAUAUAGCAACAUACAAUUGGGUCGAUGUCAAUUGUAAUGUUGAAUUGUUGUUCUUUUGCUUCGACAACAACACAAAAGAUGCUACGCUCGCUGAUUCCGGUAUUGUCCUCAUCCAGAGUAAGAAGAGUUGGUGGGAUGCCCAGUCGUACUGCCGUGAACACCACACAGACCUGCCCAGCAUAAGGAACUUGGAGGAGAACAGUUUGUUCUCUAAAAUGAAUAAUCCCAAAGCAAAUAUAUGGAUUGGACUGCACCGGAACCUUUGGAGUACGUGGUCAGAUGGGAGCGACUCCUCGUACAGAGACUGGAGGCACAGAAUGCCCAACAACACUGAAAGGACCUUGACCAACUGCGCUAUGGCUCAUAUCUACUAUGGUUGGCAAUGGAGAGAUUAUUCCUGUCACCUGAAGUUCAAAUUUAUUUGUAGCGCGGUUCCAGCCAUGAAGCAGUCGUUCAGAAUAAAGUUCAGCUCGACAGACAUCGACCCCAAUGACCCUGAAUUGAGUGAGGCGAUCCUCAAACAGUUGCACGGGAAGCUGAAGGAGAAGAUGGUGAACGAAGACCUCAAUCUGACUUGGACGAAGGCCCCAGACGGAGAGAUCUUCCACAACACACGCAAAGACGAGAAACAACAACAUCCUGAAUCUACAGCAACCUCUUCAACUAACCCACUGGUUCCCACCCUGUUUUGCCCUCUCAACUGAUUUUAGCGUUGUUUUAAUCAAAAUCUGCUGUUUUGCCACAUGACCUGAUUUUAGGGUUGUGAUUUUAAAGUUCUGCGUUCACAUGAUCAGCGCAUGUUUAGAGGACGAUUCCGGUAUUAACAACAUCACGAAGUAUCGUAGCGAAAUACAGUUUCUGUUGUGUUUUAUUUGGCGUUCCGUAAAUCCCAUUGAAACGGAAACCGGAACCGGACAUGUUUAUGUGUGGUUGUAGUCUUUUCGCUCGGUUCUCCGUAUCAACAGUAGGGCUAGAACCGAGCGAAAAGAUUACAAGCAACCCCCCUUGCAAUAAGCAAUGAGUCUUCCAACCGAAAUCAAUGGAUUUACAAAAUGCCAAAUAAAACACGACAGAAACUGUAUUUCGCUAUACCAUACUUGAUGAAACAAAAGAAGAUGAGGGUGUCUGCAAUUGCCUUGGGAGAGAGUAGACUCUAAACUCUCCCCAGGCAAUGCAGACACCCUGAAUUGUAAAUCCAGGGUUAGGGAUUAUUUACUAUCCAUGUUAAAAAGAGGAAGGAAUUA